AUGUUGGGCGUUCCAGCAAACCGGAUUUUGGUCCGAGUGAAGAGAAUGGGAGGAGGCUUUGGAGGGAAGGAGACCCGGAGCACUUUAGUGUCCACGGCGGUGGCCCUGGCUGCACACAAGACUGGCCGCCCUGUACGCUGCAUGCUGGACCGUGAUGAGGACAUGCUGAUAACUGGUGGCAGACAUCCCUUCCUGGCCAGAUACAAGGUUGGCUUCAUGAAGACUGGGAACAUUGUAGCUCUGGAGGUCAAUCACUUCAGCAAUGCAGGGAACACCCAGGAUCUGUCUCAGAGU
Molecule: messenger RNA, 294 nt
Organism: Galeopterus variegatus (Sunda flying lemur)
Lineage: Eukaryota; Metazoa; Chordata; Mammalia; Dermoptera; Cynocephalidae
Product: xanthine dehydrogenase/oxidase-like
Exons: 3
Biological process (GO): xanthine catabolic process
Molecular function (GO): molybdopterin cofactor binding; iron ion binding; xanthine dehydrogenase activity
Source: RefSeq, a predicted model, not a curated record